AUGAGCUCUUGUGUAGAGGAGUCCGCUCUCUUCAGCUUAUCCACCAAGGACCUGGUAACAGCGCACCAGGGGACGUGCACCGUAGUUUACCAGGCCGUCUGUGCCGAAGCCAUCCGCAUCAUCUUCGCCCUCUAUGAACUCUCGCAGUCCGGAGCCGAAAAGCUGGGAGAUGAGUUACGCCACUGUCGAACGGACAUCAGUGAAUGCUGGCACUCUCCACUGGACAUCGUGGACCGCUUAACGCCGCAGUCUCAGAUCCGGAGUUCGCCGCUUCUUUCGUGCAGUCCUUCGCACGAAGACGCGCGCCUCAGACCUCAAAGUCAAAGCAAGGAAGAGUUUCGCGCGCUUUUCUCUUCCACUGACGUGCGGGGGCGCAUUACCAACGCCUCUCUCUAUGGGCUCCUUACGGCGGCCCAUCUGUUGCGCUGCUCAACGUGGACGGCCGUGUCCCUUGUGCCGAGGGCCUGGCGUGAAGGUCACUCAGCUGGGACGCAGGUAUUACAGCUGCUCUCGCAGGCACGGGCCGCCGAAGAGCUGCGCACACGCGAGUCUGGAUGGUGCGCGACGGCACUCGUCCAGCUUACGGAGUGGAUGCUGUUCUCCGGUAGCCCCCACGCUCCCUCCUCCGUGGCGUCGACGCUGCUGUCGCGAGCGUUGAGCGUGGCAGAACUGCAGCGCACCCCCACAGACCGCCGCGACCAUUUCUUGUGCUGUCCGCCCCCUCUCCGCACCGCUGGCGAGGCGCCAUCUGACCCUCUGCCGCUUUACUUUCCCCUCUUGCUGGACGGGAAGGAGCGCAGCCGAACCUCCGUAUCAUCACCGUGGCAGCCCUCUCGUGUUUCGGAUGCGGUUGAAGGUGGAUGUAUCCAUGAUUGGCUUCUGGAUGACCUGCCUCAGUGGUGUGCUCAGGUUUCGUUAGAGGCGCAGAGUAAGGCCUGGUACCGCAUCUCUCUCCUACGACGCGCGCUGGAGCGCUGGCGGGCGCGGCGCGGCUUGCGGGUGGUAGCACAUCUCUCUCACGCAGCGGCAUCUGCCCCAGAGGUAGAGCCGCACCAGUCUGCGCUAACCGCUCACUGCUUCAGUCUCGUUCCUCAAGUAAGCAUGCUGUCCAGCGCUGGGUCUCGAAAGGUGGUCGAGGAGGCUCCGCCACAGCGUUUGAAGCUCAGCGAUGCCUCUGAAGCGGUUACGUUGUCCCACACGACCGUCACGCAGACGGCGGCACACACACCGCGCAUCAGCAAGGUCGAUAGCCGGGGUAGUGGAGUGCCCCCAGCUUGGAGCUUCACAGAGGUGCGAGAAUUCGACGUAUCGACGAUCGAGGUUGAUACUGCGCCGCCUUCGCCAAGUCAGAGCCAGUACCCUCAGUGUGCAAGCCUGCCGGCUGCGCCGAUGCUUCCGUGUGCCGAUCACGGAGACGACGCCGCAAGCGUGUCAAAGACGCACCGACUUGAAAGUGUAUUGCGUGGUGUGACGACAAUGCGAAGUCCACCUUCACUCGACAUGGGUGCGGAAGAUAACAUAAGCACUCUGAGCGAGGAGUGUGGACAGAGCCCGCAUCGACGCCCACGCGAGAUUCCUCUGUUGCAAAGACGAGGCGACGUGGAGGACUCUUUGGCUUCCAGUACACCGGCCAUGACCCUGUCCUCCAAACAGCGCUUUUUGGCAGAUGCAAACUGCACCUCCGCAUCAUCCGGCCCUACGGCACUCUCCGCGCACGGUUUCUUCGGCCGAGAAGCGCAGCAAGAAGAGCGAGCCCGCUUCAUCGUCCAGAGACGCGAAAAUGCCGUCCUGCACCAGCUGUUUUUUCACUGGCGUGAUCGACGCCUGUACGAGUCGCUGGCGACGCGUUUUAUUCAGUUGCAACGGCGGGAGACGACGAGAGCGCAGUGCUGGGCUUGUUGGAGGCGUCGCCGAGCAGCACUCCUACAGCGUCACAAGGAAGUGCGCGACAUGGCGCGUUGCGACGCCUACACGGAACUGAAGGCGCUACAGUACUUUAAAAGGCUGCUGCAGCGAUGGAAGAUGGCUGCCUUAGUACGGCGCUUCCGCAUCUCCACGUUGGGGCAUCGCAUACUCCGGGCCUGGGGGUGCACUACUCGCUUCGUACAAGCCCAGCGUGCCCUUCAGCAGAAGCUGAUUGGAGCACGCCGAGUGAAGUGGCAGGUUUGGACACAGUGGCAGGAACGACGCCAGGAGUCCGUCGCCGAUCGUCACCGCGCGGAAAAGCACAGGACCGCUGUUCUUCUCCUCAUGAAGGAAGCCUGUGUGCGGCAACGGGCGUUACGCGUCGCAACGUCGCAGUGCAACGCCGUCAUACUGAGGCGCGCAUUGCAGCGGUGGACGCUUCGGUGCACGAUCAGUGCACAGCUGAGAACCUUCAUCGCAUCAAAACGACCGCACAGCAGCCUGACUCGUCAAGCGUGGUGGUUUUGGCGUUCCCGAUUCCUGGAACGACAACAGCGACGGGAUCAAGAGCACCGACUUCGCGCGUUUCGUGUGGCACAGUUUGCUAGAGUCUGCUUCACGCGAUGGGUGCAACGGUGGCGACGCGAUACGCACAUUCGGGCCUGUGUGGCGCGGCAGCAACGCCGCCACCUCCUACAUUCCUUGUUUCUCCAAUGGCAUCGACGCAUGCAAGUCUGCAUGAUUGUGCGGCAGGGGCAACAGGAACUGGCGCUUAAGAUCGGUGAGCAGCUUCAGGGAAGAAGAGUGCUACGCACAUGGCGCCGGAGAGCUACUCAGCAUGCUGCAGAUUCUCAACGGCUUCGCGAAGCGAUAAUGGACACCAAUGCAGAGCGCCUUUUGCGGCUUAGCCGACUCGCGCGCACUUUUUACCACUGGCGCACGUACAGCUUCGUGUUGCAGCGGUACAACGUGGAUCGGCGGCGUUGUCUGCCGGUCACCGCCAACAGCACUGCAGGAAUGAGAAGUAUCAGAGGGCGCGGGGCGGUUCUGAGAAUCACAGGAGACAGCAGAGUUGAGCACCAUGAGGAAGCAGAUGUCGGAGAGGUAGACAGCGAGAGCACCACCAAUCCGGCCGCCAUGGUACCGCUACCGCUGCCCGCGCGCUCUGCAGUGUCUAAAGUCGUACCUCCUGGCCGGUCGCACCUGGGUCGUCCGGAGUAUGCCAGCCGCGCGCCCACGCACUACGCAGCUUUCGCGCAAUCGUCACAGAGGUCUCCAGCUCAUUGUGGCAGCACCACUGCCAUGCGCAGGAGCACCGCGGCGGCAGCUGCAGCUCACGAUGGUCCAGAAAGUACAGGGCAUAGUGGCAAGAAUGAAGGAGGGCGUACGACCACCUUCACGGCACCACAGGGUGGCUUUCGAGCUGUUCUGCGUAGACAACUCUCCAUACCGCUGCGAAAACGCACCAUUGCGCUGCAGCGACAACUACUGGCGGUGCAACUGCAGCAGCGGCUUUUCUUCUCCUCUACCUUUUGUGUGCAAGUCUUAGCUACUAGUUCGCGAUCGAUGCCACCAGCGCAGCCAGUGUUCGCCGAGCUCCCGUAUUCCAUCACCCCAACCCCAGGCAGGACAACACGUGUGAGGACGCCACCACCCACCAGAGCCAUCGACCAGCACUGGCACAGCAACGAGAGUGGAAGCGACACAGAAAGCCAAGCACCGCUGAGAUCCUGCACGGCGACUCCGCUAUUUUCUGCGCGUAAAGGUGAGCGCGCAGAACGGUUGCGCCGCAAAGCUGCGCGGCGCCACAGCGCCGCCCUCGUCGAGUCACCUCACUCCUCCUCACCUCUGCAGCCGCAUAGUGGAACUCAUCUGCGCGACAACAACAACUACGCGACUGUCAGAUCGAGUUCUGUCUCUGCCACCCCCACUCAGCACCUGCUCAGCCAGAUGGAGCAGUUGGCUCGACGUAUCCGCACCUUGGAGGCUGGGUACACCACCGAGGCAGCCACAGCUGUGUGGCGAGCAGGAGUCGAGGUUGCCCCGAGGACGCAUUCCCACACCUCUGGGGCAACUACUUGGACCACAACGCCUCCGAGAGAGAGAGCCAGUUGA
This is a messenger RNA of Leishmania braziliensis MHOM/BR/75/M2904, 4020 nucleotides long. RefSeq lists its product as hypothetical. Bases 1 to 4020 code for a protein of 1339 amino acids. The record is from RefSeq and is a predicted model, not a curated record. NCBI's taxonomy places the organism in Eukaryota, Euglenozoa, Kinetoplastea, Trypanosomatida, Trypanosomatidae. The transcript has a single exon.